Molecule: messenger RNA, 504 nt
Organism: Anthostomella pinea
Lineage: Eukaryota; Fungi; Ascomycota; Sordariomycetes; Xylariales; Xylariaceae
Source: the annotation of a GenBank genome assembly
AUGGCCAACGACGCCCCCACCAUCGUGCUUGCAAGCAACGACCAAGUCAUUGUCACCGCGAGCCUCCCUGCUGCAAACCAGAGCAUCCUCAUCCACAAUCUGCUUCUAAAUUUCGGAGACAUGGGUUUCGAAGCGGCGAUUCCCAUUCCGAACGUCAAGGGCGAUGUACUUGCCAAGGUCAUGCAGUGGUGCGAACACUUUCGCAACGAGGCGCAGCCCGACCAAGAUGAUUUCAAGCAGAAGGUCAAGACUCCGGAGGAGAUCCCAGAAUGGGUUCAAGAUUACUUCAAGGUCGAGUCAGAUAUACUCUUCGCUGUCAUAACCGCCGCCAAUUACCUCGACAUCCCCCUGCUUCUCGCAUAUGGUUGCAGAAUAGUUGCCAACAUGAUCAAGAGCAAAUCCACCCAAGAGAUUCGCAAUCAGUUCGGCAUUGUCAACGACUUCAUCCCUGAGGGAGAGGAGAAGUUGCGAACGGAGAAUGCGUGGGCACAGGAUCCGAAGUAG